GUGUGUGUGUGUGUGUGUCUUUAAAUAGCUCCGCCCCUCGCGCUCAGUGUGCGCGUGCCUCCCCUCAGCAUGGCUGCAGUACCGGACUCUCCUCUCUAUCUGGGCCUGGAUUUCAGCACCCAGCAGUUGAAGGUGGUGGCUAUUGAUGGAGACCUCAGUGUGGUCCAUCAGGACAGUGUACAGUUUGACUCUGAGCUGCCUGAGUUCAGGACUCAGGGAGGAGUUCAUAUCCAUGCUGAUAAACUGACUGUCACAUCACCAGUUCUCAUGUGGGUCAAGGCUCUGGACCUGCUGUUGGACAAGAUGAAGAGAGCUAGCUUCACCUUCUCCCAGGUCAAAGCGUUGUCAGGCAGCGGACAGCAACAUGGGAGUGUGUUCUGGAAGAAAGGAGCUGCUCAGACUCUGGCCCAGCUGGACCCGGGUCAACACCUGUCCCAGCAGCUGCAGGAUAGCUUCUCAGUUCAGGACAGUCCAGUGUGGAUGGACUCCAGCAGUAGUCAACAAUGCCAGGACUUGGAGAAGGCAGCAGGGGGCGCUAUGAGACUGGCGGAGAUCACUGGCUCCAGGGCCUAUGAGCGCUUCACAGGAAACCAGAUCUCCAAACUUCAGCAGAUCCGAGCAGACCUUUUCCAACAAACUGAGAGGAUCUCAUUGGUCAGCAGCUUUGCAGCCUCUCUCUUCCUUGGUGGUUACGCUGCCAUCGACUACAGCGAUGGUUCUGGGAUGAAUCUGUUGGACAUCCAGGCCAGAAGCUGGUCUCAAAUCUGUCUGGAAGCAACAGCUCCUAACCUGGAUCAACUGCUAGGAGCUCCACUUCCAUCUGCCUCUGUACUGGGUCCUGUCUCCUCAUACUUUGUUCAUCGGUAUGGUUUCUCUGAGAGCUGCAGGGUGGUGGCGUUUACUGGAGAUAAUCCAGCAUCCCUGGCAGGAAUGAGGCUCCAUCAGGGAGACGUUGCUGUCAGCUUGGGGACUAGUGACACGGUGUUCCUGUGGCUCCAGGAGCCGCGGCCUGCCCUUGAGGGCCAUAUCUUCUGCAACCCUGUGGAGCUGCAGGCGUACAUGGCCCUGCUGUGCUUCAAGAACGGAUCACUGACCAGAGAACGGAUCAGGAACCAGUGUGCUGCAGGAUCCUGGGAAGAUUUCUCUGAUGCUUUGAGGGAGACGGCGAUUGGAAACAACAGGAACAUUGGCUUUUAUUUUGAUAUCAUGGAGAUCACUCCUCCUGCUGUUGGUGUUCAUCGCUUCGACCCAAACGACUGUGAGGUGUCCGGGUGGAGUCCUGAGGUGGAAGUCAGGGCUCUGGUUGAGGGUCAGUUUCUGUCCCGCAGGCUCCACGCAGAGAGACUCGGAUACUCCAUCAUUCCAGGAACCAGAGUUUUGGCCACUGGAGGAGCUUCUGCCAACAAGCAGAUCCUGCAGGUUCUGUCUGACGUGUUCAACGCUCCGGUUUACACCAUCGACCUGUCCAACUCGGCCUGCUUAGGCUCCGCCUACCGAGCUCUGCAUGGUUUAGUGGCAGAAUCUGGAAUCUCCUUCCUAGAUGUGGUGAAGAAAGCUCCAGAACCUCAGCUGGUCUGCACCCCCAACCUUGCAGCACAGCAGGUGUACGACCAGAUGUUAAAGCGCUUUCCACAGCUGGAGGAAAGGGUCCUGCAAAAGACUUACGCCUGAGACUCAGCCGCCCAAUCAGGACAGCCGAUGAAUCAUGAUGCAGAGUGUUUGCGUCGAGUGUUUAUUCUACACCUAAAGGUUACAAUGGUGACAGUUUCUGUUCUCUGAUUGGCUGGGAGGAGCUUCUGACCCGACAGAAAACUUUGUGGACCCUGAAACGGAUCAGUCUGACGUUCUGAAGCCUCCAGAGGGAAACAUAAAUCAACUAAUUUGUGUCACUUCUUUUAAAAAAAUAAAAUCAGAUUUAAAUUCA
Girardinichthys multiradiatus is the source of this 1924-nucleotide messenger RNA. It is a transcript of the gene xylb, whose product is annotated as xylulokinase homolog (H. influenzae). Gene Ontology annotation, molecular function: D-xylulokinase activity. Lineage: Eukaryota; Metazoa; Chordata; Actinopteri; Cyprinodontiformes; Goodeidae. The coding region runs from base 70 to 1671 and encodes 533 amino acids. The record is from RefSeq and is a predicted model, not a curated record. Gene Ontology annotation, cellular component: cytosol. The transcript is spliced from 19 exons. Gene Ontology annotation, biological process: xylulose metabolic process; D-xylose metabolic process.